Komagataella phaffii GS115 is the source of this 1083-nucleotide messenger RNA. RefSeq lists its product as hypothetical. The record is from RefSeq and is a predicted model, not a curated record. The transcript has a single exon. NCBI's taxonomy places the organism in Eukaryota, Fungi, Ascomycota, Pichiomycetes, Pichiales, Pichiaceae. Bases 1 to 1083 code for a protein of 360 amino acids.
AUGGCACCAAAAAUCGGAACAAAAUCCUUGCGGUUAUUAUGUUCUAUGGAAAUUGCAAGGAAUUGUGAAUCGUUGAGAUUAGCCCAUAUUGAUAAAGAGUGUUGGAAUAACCUUUGGAAACAGAUUUGGGAGAUCAUUCUGUACAAUAAUAUGGAUUCGCCCUACCUGUUCAAGCUAUUUGCUACCCAAUUCUCUCAGUGCACAGAUUUUCCAUGCCAUACAAAACUAUCAAUAGACUUCCAGCAUCAAUACCGUCGGUUGGUCAAUCAAGAAAGGGAUGUGGUUUUGCAUCGUCAUUUACUCAUUGGCGCAAGUCCAAAGCAUAGAAUCGAAACAAUAUGUGGUAAUUUUCACUUGGCAUCCUUCAUAAAUGUUCAUCAAUCUUUUUCUUAUGGCGGUCUAGUUAGUAUCAAAGUAAGAUCACAAUUGAGUAGAGAGUCAUUGAUUUUGUUGUCGAAUCUAACUAGCAUCACACAUUUGGACGUUUCGGGUUGCCGAAAUGUCGACGAUAGCGUUAUUAACUCUUGGUGCAUCGCAAUCAAUGUCGGAAAGUUACCACAUUUGAAUUGCCUAGUCUUGAAUGAUUGUCCAAUAACAAAAUCUGGAUUUAUGAAAUUGCUAAAUUUGACCAGAGGAGAUAUUUUUUACCUUGAAUCGCAUAUACAAAUUGAUCUUAAAGAGUCGCUCAACGAAUGGAACAGCUCUUAUCAAAAUACUGCACUGUUAUCCUUAUGCUCCUUGGAUAAAUGGUACCACGUUAACCUUUUGUAUUAUACCGCACAAAAAACGUUAAAUUUUUACCUGACUCGAAUGAAAAGCACAAUUGUGGAGGAUUAUAGAAUUGUUGAAGACAAAAUAUCCCCUUAUUCGGAUAUUGACAAAAUCAACACUCAGCUAACAAGUGCUUGGCUUCAUAAUCUGCAAAGAAAACUGGGCAACAAUCCAGUAUACUCAUAUCUACUCUCGCAAAGGGUACCACCUCAACCCAACAAGGUCAUCAAAGUCACAAAGGAAAAUAAACUAUCGGUGGUGCCCAAACGGAAAGUGAAAAUAACUUCUUUGAAUUCAUUUUUUGAAAUAUGA